AUGGAUCUUGGUCUCGUUAGUCAGGAGGACUACAACUACAGCGACACAGUCUUCCACCCACCAGCGAACUUCCUGUCCACGAUCGAGACUCUGUUCGAUGCGCCCCCUCCAAUCCCCAAACCUCUCGCCCCAAACCUCAGUCUUCAACCCGUGGACCUCAUGUGCUCCGUCUCGGACACCCAUCGACUCCUCUCCCUCGCGAGCCAACCAACCUCAGAGCAAAAGACCAUGGGCCAAUGCCUCGCCCCAAGCUGUCGCCGUUUCAUCACUGCCACGCUCCGAACAUUCCCCCGGCUCAUGGCCCAGCCGGCCAAGUGGCCGCCCUUUAUCCACCCGCUUGUCAGCAGCCUGCAUUUCGACGAGCGAGACAUCGAACCCCCACCAACCCCGCCCCAGCCGCUGAAGCCGCUGGCUGCUUGUCGCGUCAUUUCUCAGGGCUUCGUGGCGCGGUCAGAGGGGUCGAUGGACUUUCUCUGGCGGAGCAUCGAGGCCGAGGAGCGGUGGAUCAAAAGUGAUGUCAGUAUCAGUCCCAAGCGGGAUGGGCGCGGCGUUCAGCUGACAGACGCGCAGAUGCACAAGUUUUCGCUCGGGGAAUUGCUGGCCGCUAUGCAGGCGAUGGUGAUUUACACAAUCAUGCGAAUGAUCGACUUUGGUCCCGACUAUUUUACCGAGCACGACGGCAUGAUUGCCACGAUGCAGGAUCUUGCUUAUGCAUAUUCGUCCCGCGUCCCUGGACCCUUCAGCCCGCCACACGAGCGCAAGGUUGGGCUUCGCUGGAAGGACUGGUUGUGCGAGGAAGUGCGGCGACGGAUCAUCAAUACUUGCUUCUGCGUGGCUCUUGUCGUCGGCACAGGCAGCACCCAAGGCCUCGCGAACCCUGGCCAAGGACCCUUGCCGGGCCCAAGUAGUCUCUGGGAAGCUGAUAACGAGUGGGACUGGGCGAGAGAAUACAUGAGAUCCUGGGGCCCCCAAGGGAACGGCAGUGGGAAGUUAUUUGACAUGUGUAGCCUGGCACUGGCGAUGAGACAGCGAGUGGGAUCGGAGGGGGCACUGGUGGCUGUGGGAGAAAGCCGGUUAGCGGAGGAUGCCCUGGACGAGUGGCAGGCGGGCCUCGAUGCGCUGGGCAUGAUGCUGUCGACGAUUAUGGUGGACUCUGGUGGUGAAUGUCGGGCGAGUAUAGGCAUGUAG
Verticillium alfalfae VaMs.102 is the source of this 1188-nucleotide messenger RNA. RefSeq lists its product with no specific name. NCBI's taxonomy places the organism in Eukaryota, Fungi, Ascomycota, Sordariomycetes, Glomerellales, Plectosphaerellaceae. The record is from RefSeq and is a predicted model, not a curated record. Bases 1 to 1188 code for a protein of 395 amino acids. The transcript has 3 exons.